AUGUCAGCUCUUAAAGGCGCCACAACGCCAAUCUACUUUGGCUCCUUCAUUGUCACACCACAGGUCUUCCACACAACCCCCCUAACCUUCGCCUUGGUAAACCUGAAACCAAUCCUCCCGGGCCAUGUCCUAGUCUCCCCACGUCGCGUCGUCCCACGCGUCACAGACCUCACCCCGGCCGAAACAAGCGACCUCUUCCUAACGGUGCGGCGUGUGGGCCGCAUGGUCGAGCGCGUAUACGGUGCCGCGAGCUUGAACAUCGCCAUUCAGGACGGCGUGCACGCCGGCCAGAGCGUGCCUCAUGUCCAUGCGCAUAUCAUUCCGCGCAAGGCGGCGGAUCUGGAUCAUGCCGGUGGCACGGAUGCGGUUUAUGACUUGCUUGAUGGGGAUGAGGGGGAUUUGGGGAGGGUGUUUAAGAAUGCUGUUCCUACGGAAGAGGGUAAUCAGUCGACUGAUGUUGGGGAUGUGAAUUCGGGAAGGAGGUCUAGGUUCCCGGUUGUGGAUAAUGAUGCACGCAAGCCUCGUGGUGAAGAGGAUAUGAGGGCCGAGGCUGAGAUGUUGGCGCGGGAGAUGGAGAAUGAGCCUCUUGAUUAA
This is a messenger RNA of Penicillium crustosum, 594 nucleotides long. Its product is annotated as HIT family protein. Bases 1 to 594 code for a protein of 197 amino acids. The transcript is spliced from 2 exons. Lineage: Eukaryota; Fungi; Ascomycota; Eurotiomycetes; Eurotiales; Aspergillaceae. The record is from RefSeq and is a predicted model, not a curated record. Gene Ontology annotation, molecular function: catalytic activity.